UUUCGAUUGGUCUUCUCGGUUCUUGUUUCGUGGCGAUUACAUUCCUUUAUAAGAAAGAUCGAAACAGAGAUCCCUCCACUUACAUUUAUCUUUUGAGUAUAUAUCAUCAAAUCAAGGCCCAGAAUGGCAGCUCUGUUUCUCUUCGCCAUCCUCAUCGCGGCUGUACACGCCCACAAAAACUACACGGUGACAGAAGAGGUGUGGUUUGACAUAGAAAUUAAGGACCACGAUGGUGUCGGUGAAGACUACAGAGGGAGAUUUGUCGUGGCGUUGUUUGGUGACAAGUGCCCGAUGACGACAAUGAAUUUCCAGUCAAUCACCAAAGGAUACAAAAGAGGCUCCAAAAACCUACAAUACAAGCGAUCGCUCAUCCACAGAAUUGUACCAGAUUUCAUCAUUCAGAUGGGAGACAUCACAGUAGGAGAUGGAACCGGAGGCGAAAGUAUCUACGGACCGACAUUCGUUGAUGAAAACUUCGAGUUGAGCCACAAAGCCCGUGGAUAUGUGUCCAUGGCCAACCACGGAACAGAUACAAACGGCUCGCAGUUCUUCAUCCUUCUGAACAGAGCUAGAUGGUUGGACGGCAAACAUGUUCUCUUUGGAAAAGUUAUCAGGGGAAUGGACGUUAUACAGACAAUUGGCGAGGUGCCCACAGACAGCCGGACAGCAGUGCCCAAGAAAACAGUCAAAAUCAUCGACUGUGGUGUUGUAGGAAUUGAAAAGAAAUACGAACUGACAGAAGAGCAGGCCACAUCUGACUCCGAUUUGUAAAGUUUUACGAACUGAAAUCACCUUACCAUCUAUAAAAACAUAAUCAACCACGUGACGUCACGGACGUGCAUUUUUCUACGUAGGAAAGUUAAUACAUGCAUUCAUAAUGAUUCAUGAUGUAAAUCCAUUAUUCCUAAGAUUCUAUCAGUAUUCAGUUUUUAUGCUAAGUGAGUUCAUGUGUCUUUCUUUACGUUUGCAUUAGAGUGUAGAUAGGUCAUGUCUAUAAUAACAUUGGUGAGCAACGCUGCUGUCAAAGAAAUCUUCUUCAGAGACGCAUUGUAAGAGGGAGUCCACCUGCGGUACUGUACUUAUGGGUUACCAAAGUUGGACUGAGUGAAAAAAAAUAUGGUAUAUACUUAUGGCAGUGAUUAGAGAUGUAAUAAAAUUGUCUGAAUAAAC
Molecule: messenger RNA, 1170 nt
Organism: Ostrea edulis (European flat oyster)
Lineage: Eukaryota; Metazoa; Mollusca; Bivalvia; Ostreida; Ostreidae
Exons: 5
Coding region: 124-771 (215 amino acids)
Biological process (GO): protein peptidyl-prolyl isomerization
Cellular component (GO): intracellular membrane-bounded organelle
Molecular function (GO): peptidyl-prolyl cis-trans isomerase activity
Source: RefSeq, a predicted model, not a curated record